Molecule: messenger RNA, 1464 nt
Organism: Glarea lozoyensis ATCC 20868
Lineage: Eukaryota; Fungi; Ascomycota; Leotiomycetes; Helotiales; Helotiaceae
Product: PLP-dependent transferase
Exons: 3
Coding region: 1-1464 (487 amino acids)
Biological process (GO): biosynthetic process
Molecular function (GO): L-alanine:2-oxoglutarate transaminase activity; pyridoxal phosphate binding
Source: RefSeq, a predicted model, not a curated record
AUGUCGACCACUACUACCCUUCGAAGUCUUAACAUCAACAACAUCAACCCCCACGUCAAGGAAGCAAAAUAUGCUGUGAGAGGAGAACUUGCUGUUCGAUCCGAGGAGUACAGAGCCGCGCUCGCAAAUGGCCCUACCGACAAGCUUCCAUUUGACAAAGUCAUAUCUGCCAACAUUGGCAACCCUCAACAAUUGGACCAGAAGCCAAUUACCUUCUUCAGACAAGUGUUGAGUUUGGUGGAGUACCCGCCGCUGUUGGAAAAGGAAGAUGUGCUGCUCAAUCAGCUUGGAUACAAGAGCGAUGUCAUUGCGAGGGCGAAGUGGCUACUGAAGACUGUUGGCUCUGUAGGCGCCUACAGUGCGAGUGCUGGUGCGCCCGGGAUCAAGGACAGCGUUGCAAAGUUUAUUGAGCGACGAGACGGCCACUCCGCAGACCCUAAGGACAUCUACCUUUCCGCCGGUGCCUCCUCUGGUGUCAACACCCUUCUUCACGUAAUUUGCGCAACCCCUAAGACCGGUGUCUUGGUUCCUAUCCCACAAUACCCUCUAUAUACUGCAUCGCUGUCGGUUCUUGAUUCGAAAUGCGUUCCAUACUAUCUCGACGAGUCCAAGGAUUGGGGAACGGACCUCGAAGCCGUUAAGGGUGCAUAUGAAAAGGCGGUGGCAGAGGGAAUUGAUGUCAGAGCUAUCGUCAUAAUCAACCCUGGAAACCCAACCGGUGCGAGCUUAUCGGAGGAUGAUGUGAAGACUAUUAUCGAUUUUGCCGCGGAGAAGAAGCUUGUGAUUAUGGCAGAUGAGGUUUACCAGACCAACGUCUUUGUUGGAAAGUUUCACAGCUUCAAAGGUGUUCUGAGAAACAUGCAAAAAGCAGACUCAGAGAAGUACAAGAACGUCGAGCUUGCUUCAUUACAUAGUAUUUCCAAGGGUAUGGUAGGAGAGUGUGGACACAGAGGUGGUUACUUUGAACUUUGUGGAUUCGACCCUGAGGUUCAGGAGCAAAUUUACAAGUUCGUUUCUAUCAGCUUGUGUGCCCCAGUCAUCGGGCAAUGUUUGGUGGAAAUGAUGGUCAACCCACCAAAUGAGGGUGAGCCAAGUUAUGAAUUGUACAAGAAAGAGUACGAUGGUAUCUUUGCUGGCCUCCAAACAAGAGCCACCGCUCUGUACGAUGCCUUCCAGAAGAUGGAGGGCGUCGAAUGUGGCAAGCCUCAAGGCUCCAUGUACCUUUUCCCAACCAUAACCCUCUCGGAUAAAGCCGUGGAAGCCGCAAAGAAGGAAGGUCGCAAACCUGACGAGUUCUACGCUUUCCGCUUGCUCGAUGCCACCGGAGUCUGCGUUGUCGCCGGUUCGGGAUUUGGUCAGAAGGAGAACACCCUUCAUUUCAGAACCACUUUCCUUGCGCCUGGUACCGAGUGGGUCGGCAGAAUCACAAAGUUCCAUUCCGAGUUCAUGGAUGAGUUCAGAUAG